CGAACGAGGAAACAAGAGGAUCAAUUGUCGGUCUUUGAUGAGACGGGGUCAAAGGGCGGUGAUGCUUUAUGGAUUUAUGAGAAAAGUACGGACGGGAAGAGGAAGGACGAGUUGAAUUAAACAAGACGAAUACAAUCUCGGUUCAAACCAGAGAGAAGACGGACGUGAAACAUCUUAAACAAUCUUAAACGAGCUGAAGAUGAAGACGCUGCUGCUUCUUCCUCUCACCCUGGCAGUGGCUCUGGGAACGCCCACGUUUCCUCGGCCAGCGCAGGAGCAGCAGAUCCCCCUGCUGGGGGACUGGGUGCCGCUGCAGGGUCACGUGGUGGUGGAGCAUCCUGCACCACCACCCAAGCUGGGCCCCCAGGACCUGCAGGAACACCUGGAGCCCCAGGACCAGCAGAAAGUCCUGCAGCCCCAGGACCAGCAGAAAGACCUGGAGCCCCAGGACCAGCAGGGAGACCUGCAGCCCAAGAACCAGCAGAAAGACCUGGAGCCCCAGGACCAGCAGAAAGACCUGGAGCCCCAGGACCAGCAGAAAGUCCUGGAGCCCCAGGACCAGCAGAAAGACCUGGAGCCCAAGGACCAGCAGAAAGACCUGGAGCCCCAGGACCAGCAGAAAGACCUGGAGCCCCAGGACCAGCAGAAAGACCUGCAGCCCAAGAACCAGCAGGAACACCUGGAGCCCCAGGACCAGCAGAAAGACCUGGAGCCCAAGGACCAGCAGAAAGACCUGAAGCCCAAGAACCAGCAGAAAGACCUGGAGCCCCAGGACCAGCAGAAAGACCUGCAGCCCAAGAACCAGCAGAAAGACCUGGAGCCCAAGGACCAGCAGAAAGACCUGAAGCCCAAGAACCAGCAGGAACACCUGGAGCCCCAGGACCAGCAGAAAGACCUGGAGCCCCAGGACCAGCAGGAACACCUGCAGCCCAAGAACCAGCAGGAACACCUGGAGCCCAAGGACCAGCAGAAAGACCUGCAGCCCCAGGACCAGCAGAAAGACCUGCAGCCCCAGGACCAGCAGAAAGACCUGGAGCCCGCGGAGCUUCAGAGAGAGGCAGGGAUCCAAGAUGAGCAGCAGUUUAAGGUGGAAUCAGAAGUUAAGGUGGAGGUGGGGCAGGAGGCUGAACUAGAGCCAGAGACUGAGAUCCAGGAUGAGCCGGAGUUUAAGGUGGAAUCAGAAGUUAAGGUGGAGCCAUACCCCGAUGAGAUGCUUGAAGAUGAAGCCGAAGAGGAGUUCCAUGAAGGAGAAACUGAACCGGAUCUGGAGGCGGAAGAAAGACCGGAUGACAUGGAGGGAAGAUUCGAAACCAUGAACGAGCUGAAGUCACUGGGCGACGAUGAGAUGUUUGGACCGGAAGAUUCUGAACUUUUGACACAAGGGGAGGAGAUAGAGGAGGAGGAGGAGGAGGAAGAGCUCAUGCUGGGGAAAGACUCUUAUGAGCAGCUGAACAUGGAACUGGACCCAGAGAUGAUGGAGGAGACGGAGAUGAACCCUGAAGGACAGGCCUUAUUGAUGGAGGAGGAAGUAGAAGAAGAAGAAGAUACAGAAGUUCUGAGGCCAGAAGAACCAGCAGCUCAGUUGUUGGAGGAGGAAGAGGAGGAAGAGCUCAUGCUGGGGAAAGAUUCAUAUGAGCCGCUGAACAUGGAACUGGACCCAGAGAUGAUGGAGGAGACGGAGAUGAACCCUGAAGGACAGGCCUUAUUGAUGGAGGAGGAAGAAGAAGAAGAAGAAGAUACAGAAGUUCUGAGGCCAGAAGAACCAGCAGCUCAGUUGUUGGAGGAGGAAGAGGAGGAAGAGCUCAUGCUGGGGAAAGAUUCAUAUGAGCAGCUGAACAUGGAACUGGACCCAGAGAUGAUGGAAGAAAAGGAGAUUAACCCCGAAGGACAGGCCUUAUUGAUGGAGGAAGAAGAAGAAGAAAAAGAAGAAAAAGAAGAAAAGACAGAGGUUCUGAGGCCAGAAGAACCAGCAGCUCAGUUGUUGGAGGAGGAAGAGGAGAAGGAGAUGAGAGAACAGCUGAUUGUGAUGAGGGAGGGGCCCAACGGGCAGGGGAGGCGCAAUUGUCCAGGCGUGACACCCGACGGCAAGUGCUACCAGUUCUUCAGGGGACCAAAGAACUUUGAUGAUGCUGAGAACUUCUGUAAGCAGAAUUUCCCUGGAGGACACCUGGCCUCCAUCACCAGCCGGUACAUCCAUGAGGAGGUGAAGAAGCUGAUCCUGAAGCACACCGGCACCUAUACUCGCGCAUGGAUCGGAGGAAGACGACUCUCGGGGAACGGCUUCAGGUGGCUGGAUGGAUCCAGCUGGAGUUACGCCCAAUGGCUGUACGGGGAGCCCAACAACACAGCCGGGGUGGAGGACUGUCUGGAGGUCGUGGGGCGGCCCUAUGGAUAUGGGACGUUCAAUGACUUCACAUGCUGGGAGGAUCAGGCCUUCAUCUGCUCCUACUCUUUACAGUGAAGCUCUUUACUGUUCGGCUUCUUUGCUUCGAAGGGUUUCUUUUUAAAAAAAAAAAUUUUGCAGUGUUUUUUCUAAAUUAAAUCCGGUGAGAAAUUAAAGGACGAGACAAAUCACAAAUAUGUUAGACUGGUUUUCUCUGUUAGGAGAUCUUAAGAUGAUGUAUCUCAGAUGAGAGGUUUUGGUGUUUUCUGCUUCUCACUGGUUCAUCCUGGGAGUGAUGAUGUCAUCCUGCUGUGCUCCAAUCAGAACUCAGCAAGAUUUGAAAGAUGGUUUCUUUUAUUGUUGCUGUCAAUCAAGUGUGAUCAAAACAGACAUAUGCUCAUUCCUGAUGAAGGAGAUUUACUGGACAUAUUUUUUUUUUCUGUAAAAUUUUCAAUAAACCACUUCAACAUG
Messenger RNA from Cololabis saira (Pacific saury), 2854 nucleotides. Its product is annotated as trichohyalin. The coding region runs from base 200 to 2461 and encodes 753 amino acids. Lineage: Eukaryota; Metazoa; Chordata; Actinopteri; Beloniformes; Belonidae. Gene Ontology annotation, molecular function: signaling receptor activity. The record is from RefSeq and is a predicted model, not a curated record. The transcript is spliced from 6 exons.